Messenger RNA from Monoraphidium neglectum, 675 nucleotides. RefSeq lists its product as hypothetical. Lineage: Eukaryota; Viridiplantae; Chlorophyta; Chlorophyceae; Sphaeropleales; Selenastraceae. Bases 1 to 675 code for a protein of 224 amino acids. Gene Ontology annotation, molecular function: magnesium ion transmembrane transporter activity. Gene Ontology annotation, biological process: magnesium ion transport. The transcript has 6 exons. The record is from RefSeq and is a predicted model, not a curated record.
AUGCCGUUUGAGCUGAAGUCUCUGGAAGUCUGCCUGGACUCGAUCACGUCUUACCUGAACCGCCUGGCGUCAGACCUGGAAGCUGCCGCGUACCCGGCGCUCGACGCGCUCACGGGCCGCGUCACGGCGCACAACCUGGAGCGCGUGCGGCGCAUCAAGGGGCGCCUUGUGCGGCUGUCGACGCGGGUGGAGACGAUAAGGGAGGUGCUGGAGGGCUACCUAGAUGAUGACAACGACAUGCACGACAUGAACCUCACAGCCAAAGAGCUGCACGCCGCGCAGCAGGCCGCGGAGGCCGCGCAGGCCGCGAGGCGCAGCAGCAGCAGCGCCGCCGCGGGCACGCCCGGCGGCGCCCUCGCGCGCGGCGCGUCGCUCGGCCGCGGGCCGCUCGCGCGCCAGUCCCUCGCCCGCCAGUCCCUCGGCCGCCGCAGCCGGGGCGGCGGCCUCGGCGACCGGUCGUCUUCGUCGUCUUCUUCUAGCAGCAGCAGCAGCAGCAGCAGCGGGAGCAGCAGCGCAGUAGAGGAGGAGGUGGCUGAGGUUGAGAUGUUGUUGGAGGCGUAUUUUAUGACUGUGGACAACACGUACAACAGGCUGCAGACCCUGAACGAGUACAUCGAGGACACGGAGGACCUGGUGAACCUGAAGCUUGACCAGCACCGCAACCAGUGCCUGUGA